AUGUCCGCUCACGACGUUAAUGAACAAACCGGAGUGGACAUGCUGAAAGCAAGGCGCAGUACCACACUCGCGCUCGAUACCAUUCGUAGCUUCCUUCACAACGGCGAAGAUCAAUGGGAAACAAGGCGUAAGGUAACACAAAUUCUGGAACGUGACGCGGUAUUCGACAAGGCCAGAAGAGAAUUCAUGUCAAGAACAGAAAGGUAUACCCGAGGCAUGGCCCUAACAAACCGUGUGUACGAGCUGCAAGAGCUUCACAGUUGGACCCAACAUGAGACGAGCAUAGCAAUUGCGACACUGGAUGAGCAACUUCCUAUCAGUCUGCAUAACGUUGCCUUCCAACCCGUCUUUAUGCUUCAAGCAUCCCCUCCUCUCUUGGCGAAAUAUUCUGAUCUUAUUGCCACGAAAGGUAUUUUGGGAUGCUAUUUGCAGACUGAACUCGGGCAUGGUACCAAUGUAUCGCGUUUGGAAACAACAGCUACAUUCAUUCCGGAGACGCAAGAGUUCGAAAUCCACUCUCCAACCACCACAAGCAGCAAGUGGUGGAUCGGAGGCUUGGGGAAAACGGCCACACAUGGUGUUGUACAAGCAAAGUUGAUAUUACCUGGUGGGAAAGACUUUGGGCCACAUCUUUUUUUUGUCCAGCUAAGAUCAAUGCAUGACCACAAGGUACUUCCUGGGAUUAAAAUUGGCGACAUUGGUCCGAAGGCGCUUGGUGGUUUCUCCCCAACAGACAACGGCUUUGCGGUUUUCGAUCAUGUUCGAAUACCCAAAGAACAUAUGCUCUCAAAAUUUGCUCAAGUGACCAGAGAUGGUGAAUAUGUAAAGCCUCCUCAUGCAAAACUUAGCUAUGGUGGAAUGCUCUACAUUCGUGCCAAUAUGGUGACAAGUGGCGGCUGGUUAAUGGCAAAGGCUGCGACGGUGGCAAUCCGUUAUGCGACCGUUCGUCGUCAAGGCGAAAUAGGACCGGACGGACUUGAACGUCAGAUCAUAACAUAUCCCUCAGUGUACUACCGUAUCCUCCCAAUUCUCUCUCAUGCUUAUGUGUUUAUCCGACUUGGAAAGACCUUAACUAAGGCCUUCGAUACCCUUGCAGGCAACCUAUCCAGGGGGGACACUUCAUUACUGGCAGAGAUGCAUGCGAUUACGAGUGGGCUGAAAGUUGUGGUAUCAAGCACUGGAGUUCAAGACCUCGAAAUAGCACGCCGUUCUAUGGGCGGACAUGGGUAUAGCGCGUUUGCUGGCUUGGGCAGGCUCUAUGCCGAUUACCUUCCAAGCGUAACUUACGAAGGGGACAACUUCGUGCUAGACCAACAAGUUGUGCGCGCCGCACUGAAAUCUUAUAGAUCAUUGUUCUCCGAAAGCAAAGAGUCUACCACGCAAUCUCUUCUGCCAUCAUCGCGCUACCUUCGUCUCUUGAUUCCCCCCACUAGGUCACUUCCAUCAUUUACUGAAGAUGAUUUCAGGUCUCCCACCACGUCUAUCCUGCUCCUUGAGUGGCGCGCAGCACUAAUCGUGGAAAAGAAUGCACGUACCGUAGAUGAUCCUGACGCUAGCAUCAACCAACGCGUCGCCAAGGCCGUCACAGAAGCUUUCAUUGCUGCGCAAAUUGGGGAAAUUAUCAAUACUCUUGGGUCUACGGGGAUGACAGAGAGUGAACAGAUCAUUGUAGGAAAAGUGUAUCUUCUCUACCUUGUCACAACAGUCGAGGCUGGGCUUGUAGAUCUUCUUUCCUUUAACAUCCUCAACAGCAGCGGUGGCUCUCGAGACCCAACGCGCUCGGUGCGGAUGACUAUUAAGAAACUUUGCACAGAGCUGCUACCGGAAGCUAUUGGUCUAAGUGACGCCUUCGGUUUUACUGACUGGGAGCUUGACAGCGCACUCGGCGUUUAUGAUGGGAAGGUGUAUGAAGCGCUCUGGAAAUGUGUUCAAUCCGAGCCUUUGAAUCAGACAGAGGUACCGACUGCUUAUGAGGAAUCCAUCAAGCCUAUGCUGUUACGUGGUCAACGACAGGCUCGACCGAAGCUAUAA
Messenger RNA from Laccaria bicolor S238N-H82, 2031 nucleotides. RefSeq names its product oxidase, peroxisomal. Gene Ontology annotation, molecular function: fatty acid binding; FAD binding; acyl-CoA oxidase activity. The record is from RefSeq and is a predicted model, not a curated record. The coding region runs from base 1 to 2031 and encodes 676 amino acids. Lineage: Eukaryota; Fungi; Basidiomycota; Agaricomycetes; Agaricales; Hydnangiaceae. Gene Ontology annotation, biological process: fatty acid beta-oxidation using acyl-CoA oxidase; lipid homeostasis. Gene Ontology annotation, cellular component: peroxisome. The transcript is spliced from 13 exons.